Messenger RNA from Chenopodium quinoa (quinoa), 1570 nucleotides. Its product is annotated as phosphopantothenoylcysteine decarboxylase-like. The record is from RefSeq and is a predicted model, not a curated record. Lineage: Eukaryota; Viridiplantae; Streptophyta; Magnoliopsida; Caryophyllales; Amaranthaceae. Gene Ontology annotation, cellular component: phosphopantothenoylcysteine decarboxylase complex. Gene Ontology annotation, biological process: coenzyme A biosynthetic process. The coding region runs from base 679 to 1314 and encodes 211 amino acids. Gene Ontology annotation, molecular function: FMN binding; phosphopantothenoylcysteine decarboxylase activity. The transcript has 4 exons.
AGGAGUGUACAUAAACUAGACCGGACCUAAAAACCGACCCGAACUGGACUUGUUGGGACCGUACCUGAUCCGGACUUGUAGAUUCAGGUUCGGUCCCUCCUUGAAAUUCAGGGAUUCCGGUUCUGGUCUAAAACCGGGGGUUUCAGGUCCGAACCUAAAACCCGGUAAAAUUGUGUUUUAAAAGGAAAAAAAAAAAAUUCAAAAAUCAAAACAAAAAAUCAGUUUUCCUUUCUAAACCAGAACUCCCUCACAGCCUCAUUCAGUCACGACACCCAGACGGCCAGACCCAGUCACGCCUCACGCACUCAAUCUCUCCCCUCAGGCGACCACCAGACACCGGCCAAGCGCCCAUCAGCCACAGCCCACCAGCGCGACAACCCUCCCUGCACGCUGCAUCAGCCAGACAGCCACCGCCGCUAGCCCCGCUACUACCUGAAAACUAGGAAUUAGGAAGUCAAAGCGUGAAAUAGUUGGAACUCUUAAACCAAAUUGGCGCUUCCUUCUCCCCUGACUCAGUCCCCUUCACACUCUUUCUCCUCGUUAUUAACUCCUCUGCCAUUCCGACGCCGAUCUCCGCCGCUUUUCGGCCUACACCAUCGCCUACCAUCUCGAUACCAUUGUUGCUCCUUCCACCUACAACGCCAAGAUUUUUGAACAGAGUUGGCUUGUUCUUUGGUCAUGGCACAAGGAGAACCUGUUACUACUCACAUAGAACCUGUACAGGCUAAUGACACACCUAGGAGACCCAGGAUCCUUCUAGCUGCAAGUGGAAGUGUUGCUGCGAUCAAGUUUGGGAACCUCUGUCAUUGCUUUUCUGAGUGGGCUGAUGUAAAAGCAGUGGCGACUAAAUCUGCAUUGCAUUUUAUUGACAGCGUGACAAUUCCAGAGGAUGUGAUUCUGUACACAGAUGAGGAUGAAUGGUCCAGUUGGAGUAAAAUAGGUGACAAUGUCCUUCACAUUGAGCUUCGCAGGUGGGCUGACAUCAUGGUUAUUGCCCCUCUUUCAGCAAAUACUCUUGGCAAGAUUGCUGGAGGAUUAUGUGACAAUCUGCUGACAUGCGUUGUACGGGCCUGGGACUACAGCAAGCCUUUAUUUGUAGCUCCAGCUAUGAACACCAUGAUGUGGAACAACCCAUUUACAGAGAAGCAUCUUCUGUCAAUUGAUGAGCUCGGCAUUACUUUGAUUCCUCCUGUUACAAAGAGGCUGGCUUGUGGAGACUACGGAAAUGGAGCUAUGGCUGAACCAUCUCUCAUCUAUAAGACCAUACGACUGUUCUUGGAGUCUCAUCGGCUCCAAGCUGGCUCAAAUGUGUAAAAUUUUUUAGUUGCCGUUCCUAAACUGAGCUAAUUUUGUGAAGUUUGUGGAUGUUCUAUGACUUCAUUGUAUAGAAGUUGGAUUGUGUGAAUGUUUGCUACCAUGAUACUGGGUGUUCGGAUUAAGUACGCAUGUUGUAGAGCUUUUGUUUGCCUGAUUAAAGGCUGAUGAUUUGUUGUCAAUAUUUAAGCAGUGUAGUUUGUUGAACACUGUUUUAUGGAACUAGACAUUUGCAAUGCAAAUUUCAAUUGUGUCA